Alligator mississippiensis (American alligator) is the source of this 1464-nucleotide messenger RNA. It is a transcript of the gene AVPI1, whose product is annotated as arginine vasopressin induced 1. The record is from RefSeq and is a predicted model, not a curated record. The transcript is spliced from 3 exons. NCBI's taxonomy places the organism in Eukaryota, Metazoa, Chordata, Crocodylia, Alligatoridae. The coding region runs from base 562 to 1047 and encodes 161 amino acids.
CACCCCAGGGCCCGGGCCGCACUACCCCCGCCCGCUGGGUGCCUCGUGGGGAGGAUUCACCCGGGGCUGGGGCGGCCCUGCCCACUCCCCCGACGGAGGGUCCCCCAGGCCGUGCGCCCCCCCGGGCUGGCGUCGGCCCGGGCCCGGGCCCAGCCCCCGAGCGGGGCAGGGGGGAGCUCGGGGUGCCGCGCUCAAGCCCCGCAGGGGGGCUGGCCCCCACGCCCCCGGUGCCCCCCAUUUAUGCGAGCGCCCCUCCCCCCGCCCGCCUUGACGUCACUGGCCCGGGGCCCCCGACCGCCACGUGUCCCCCCCCGGGGGAAGCCCGGCCACGCCCCCCCCUUCCACCGCAGCUGCUGAUUGGCCGGGCGGGGUCUCAACGUUCGGGCUCGGAACGCUGGCGGGCGGCGGCGGCCGCUGAUUGGCUGCGCGGCGCCGGCGGGUGCUGCAGCACGGCCCGGCCGGGCCACGGAGCCCCGGCCCCGGCCCCCGCCCCGGGGCACCCCCGCGCCGCCGCCAACGCCAGCCCCCGCCCCGGCGCCCAGGGAGCAGCCCCCCGGCCCCAUGGGCACCCCAGCCUCAGUGGUGCGCGACCCCCCGGCGGGGCCAGGACCGGCGCCGGCCCCCCGGCAUCGCAAGCAGGCGGCCGCUAACAUCUUCCAGGGCGUGGAGCUGCGGGAGCUGAGCAGCCUGUUCCGGAGCAGCGGGGACGCGCGGGCGGAGGAGCGCGCCCGGCUGGUGUGGGAGCAGGCGGGCGAGCAGCGCGUGGCCCGGGCGCUGCACCGGCUGCGGGCGCCGCGGCGGAGUCGGCGGCUACAGCUGGCCCAGCUGGGCCCGGCGGACGAGGACGACGUCGGGGCGCUAGCGCUGGAGCAGCUCAGCAGCCUGCGGAUCGAGGAUGGCGGUUCCCCCCGCGCAGACCCCGAUGGUGCCAGGAGGCUGAGCGGGCUCGGUGCGGACCGGCAGCACCCCGCCACGCGCGCGCAACCAGCCCGGAGCCGGCGGCCAAGGGGGCUGGGGUCCGGCUACCUGCACCUGCUCCAGCGCUGAGCGGAGCAGGCCGUGCACCCUGGCCGGGGAGUGCUGGAGGUGGGAAGGGGACAGCGACCCUGGCCCUGGGGGCAGGAGGAGAAGUGCAAGGGCCCAAGCCAGUGGCCCCCACCCUGCCUGCUCCUGGAAGGGGUGGGUGAAGCUCUAGGCGCAGAUGCAAGCUGGGUCAGCCCAUGCCAGGAUCCCCUCCCCACCCCACCCCACCCCACCAACACUAACCAGGGCCUACGGGUCACCGCCAGGAGCUGCCCGGGGCCCCGGACCUGCGGGCAGCCAGGUUGCGCCCCGUCAUGGGGGAGCCAGAACCGCGCAUUCCCCCAGCACUGAAGGGACCUGGUCCCAGCCGGCACCGGGAGGAGAAACACUACGGGUUAUUUAAUGCCUUGAGCUGAGUAUUUAAUAAAAGCCUGAGCAUUA